This is a messenger RNA of Trichomonas vaginalis G3, 3690 nucleotides long. RefSeq names its product organellar and viral DNA polymerase type B. Gene Ontology annotation, molecular function: DNA-directed DNA polymerase activity; DNA binding; nucleotide binding. The transcript has a single exon. NCBI's taxonomy places the organism in Eukaryota, Parabasalia, Trichomonadida, Trichomonadidae. Gene Ontology annotation, biological process: DNA replication. The record is from RefSeq and is a predicted model, not a curated record. The coding region runs from base 1 to 3690 and encodes 1229 amino acids.
AUGCUCAAUGCUAUAAAAGGAUUAGUUAAUAACCUUUCACCAGAAGAUAAGAAAGGUAUGCUUGAUAUGUUUGGGAUCAAAAUGCCUAAGAAAGCUAAAGACAUUACCAAUAAAUUAGCUCUGGCAAUUAAGAAUCAAGGAGGUACAGGAAGUGUAGCAGAUAUUUUCAAGAAUGCUAAGAGCUUCUAUGAUGACUACAAUGGUAUCAUGAAUGUUCCAGCUUCAAAUUCCCCAGUUGCUUUAGAUCACGAUCAGAGAUCUCAUAAUAGAGCGUUAAUGGAGAUGCAACCAAUAUACUCAGACCCUCCACCAAAGAUUGAUGAGAGCGAAUUAGCAUACAAAGAAAUACAGAAUGCCUUUUACGUUGUUAAGAACAUUAAUGGUCAAAAACUUCCUGAUGAGAAAUGGUUAGACCCAAUAACUAAAGCAGGAGAAAGAUUCAUUAUGUUUAACAUUGACCAAUACAGUCCAAGAGGAAAAGAUUACUUCAACAAGAUGUUUCCAAGAGUUAUGGCAAAGUUCAUUGGACAGAUAGACCUUUUCAAACAGAAGUGGACAUUCUAUUACGACUUUGAUGAGAAGAGAAACAUUUUGCGUCAUUUGAACAUCAAUACAAUGGGAUCAUUAGUUCAUCAGUUACUUAAUGAAGCUCCAAUAGCAGAAGUACAAGAAUUAGCAUCUAAAGUCCUUGAAUCAAACUAUGACUUCUUCCUUUGUAGUAUUCCUUCGUUAAGGAAGAUCGAGAUCUUUGACUAUACAGCUUAUUCAGAUGUUGAUGCUUCUGCUUUGAGAAAAGGAACGUACACACCAUAUAAACUCACAGCUGAAGAACAAGUUAUGUUAGAUACGAUGAGAGCAGCAGGUCAAGAAAAGAUCGCACUCAAGAUCAUCAAACAAAACCAUUCAAAGAAGAGAAACAGGUCACGUAAUGGUCAGCUUUGGACAUGGACAUGCAAAUUACCUAUUAACUUAGAGAGGUAUCAGAUCUUCAACGAACUUAAUGCAGAGACAGCAAAGAAGAUGAUGAAAGAUUCAUGUUUCAUCUACGCUUGUAUUCAAGCUGGUGUUGACGAAGCAACAAUUAAUCAUAUGAGGGAAAUCAUUCGUGUCAAAGAUUUUCCAAUGUCAAAGAUUAAGGUUAUUGCCAAAGAAACAGGAAUAAGGUUCCAUGUCAUCAAAUACAACGAGAAGUAUUCAAAUCAUUCAUAUACUUAUGAACCAGAUGAAGAACCAAAGAUGACAGUAGAACUUUUAUUAAUGUAUGACCACUACAUGUUGAACGAAAAGCUUCCAAUAAGUUCAAUGUUCAUCAAGAACUAUGAAGAUGUUUGUAAGUUGUGCAAGGAUUGGACUUUAGAGAAGAAGAUGUUAGUUAACAGAAGAUAUGAAACAAGGUAUGCAAUUAACUCAAAGUUAGUUACACCACUUGCAAAAGUCAUUGAACUCUUGUUUGCUAACAAUUAUUUCGAACCAAUUAGAACAGGAGAACUUUGCACAUACUUCACAACGAUGUAUAAUGAGAACCUUGAAGAAAUGAUUGACCUCACAUACAAUGAGCGUUAUUGCGCAAGGAUGAAGAAAGAUUGGAGUUCAGAGACGAAGAAAGACAUGAAGUUCCCAAGAGAACAUGUUUUCUUUGCUGACUUCGAAGCAUCAACUGAUGGAAACAUUCACAAAGCAUACAACAUUUGUUUCAUGGAAGAUGACGAUGAUGGUUAUACAUCAAUUUGGGGAAGUGACUGUGCGUCAAAAUUCCUCGAAGCUUUACCAGAUAAGAGUUUAGUUUAUUUCCACAACUUAUCGUACGAUGUCACUUUUCUCAUGUCUCAGUUAGAAGAGAUUACAGGAACUCCAAUCAUCAAAGGUUCACAAACGAUGCAGAUACAAGGAAAGUACAAAGGAAAACUUCUCUGCUUCAAAGACUCUUAUGCAAUCAUCUCAACUAAGUUGGAAAGAUUCCCUGAAAUGUUUCACCUCACUAGUGGUGAAAAAGAAGUUUUCCCAUAUAAUUACUACACGGAAGAGUUAGUUAAUACAACUAAAGUUGGUAACAUCGAUGAUGCCAUGAAUCAUGUCAAAGAUAUUGAAGCUUUUAAUGAGAACAUUGAGAAGAUUGAAGAUUGCAAGAUUGAUGAUGAACACUUUGACAUGGAAGUUUAUUCGUCAUUCUAUUGCGGUCAAGAUGUACGCAUUUUACGAGAUGGCUUUCUUAAGUUCCGCAAUGACCUCAUGACUGAGUUUGAAAUAGAUGCUUAUGAUUAUGUUUCAAUAAGUUCUAUCUCAAACAAACUCUUUGAGAAGAGAGUAUAUUGGAAGAACGGUAAUCUCUUUGAUCUUGCAGGAAAACCUCGUGAAUAUAUUUCCAAGUGUAUUCAAGGAGGAAGAUGCAUGCUAGCUGAGAACAAGAAGCAAUACAAUGAAGGAGAACUCAUCACUGACUUCGAUGCUGUAUCAUUGUAUCCAUCAGCAAUUGCUAGACUUUACUGUUUAGAAGGAAUUCCAAAAGUUAUGACAGAAGAGAUGAAGAGCAGUGAAUACUUGUUGGAGCAUCUCUUUGAUGAUGACCAAGCUGAACCAACAAAGGAAAAGUUCAUCUCAGGAUUUUACUGUCAGAUCGAGAUCUUGUCGAUCGGUAAGAACUCAGCAUUCCCAUUGAUUGUCGUCAAUCCUGACAUCAACCCUGACUUACAUGUUGCCAGAAGUUCCAAUACAUGCUGCAAGAUGUUCGUAGACCACAUUACGCUUCAAGAUCUGAUCAAGUUCCAAGAGAUCUCAUGCAAAGUCAUUGAUGGAUACUAUUAUGAUGGAAAAAGGGACAUGACAAUAAGGAAUGAAGUUAAGAAGCUCUUCGAAUUACGUGCUAAGUAUAAGAAGGAAGGUAAUCCGAUACAAGAGAUCAUCAAACUUCUUUUGAACAGUAUCUAUGGUAAGACGAUAUUAAAGCCCAUUGACAAAAAGAUUCGUUUCAUCAAGGACAAUAAGCUCACUGACUAUAUCAUUAAGAACUAUAAUGACAUACAGACAAUAGAGUUCAUCCCCGAUUCCGAACUUUCAUGUGUAAAGUCAUUUAAACCUAUCGUUCGUCACUUUAACUAUUGUCCAUUAGGUGUUUCAAUCCUUUCUAUGUCCAAACGAAUCAUGAAUGAAGUAUUCUUCACAGCAGAAGAUUUGGGCUUGAAGUUGUUCUAUCAGGAUACAGAUAGUUUACACUUGUAUGAGAAGGACUUAGAUAAGUUAGCAGAAGAAUACAAGAGAAGGUAUAACAGAGAACUCAUUGGAAAAGCACUGGGUCAAUUUCAUUCAGACUUUGCAGAGAUUACUGCAGGACAUAUGUCUAAGGCACAAAGAUCUAUAUUCGUUGGAAAGAAGACUUACCUCGACGAAUUAACCAAUGACCUCAAGGAAAUUGCUUUCCACUGUCGAAUGAAGGGAAUCACACAGGACGUAAUUGCACUUACUGCAAACCAAAUGUUCCCAGAUGCGAUACAAGUACAUUAUGACGAGAAGAAAGGUUUGUUCUUCCCUGAGAAAGUUGGGGAAAAAUAUAGCAUCGUGGAAUUGUACAAAUCUCUUUAUGAAGGUGAUGAGAUAACCUUUGACUUGUGCAUUGGUUCGAAACCAUGCUUCAACAAAAAUAAGGACUUCACUAUUUCAACGAAGUCAUCUUUUGAACGUAAGUUAAAGUUCUAA